UGUUGUCAUGACGAUUGCUACGACUCUUCGGUUCGUCUUUCGUCUCGCAGACAAUGGAAGAAUACAUCAACCCUUUGAUACUUAGUAAUGAUAACAAGGUGUCACGGUGAACACGAUGUUCUAAAAAGUUUUUUUUUUAUUUAAAUUAAUUUGCUUAUCCUUAACUUUUAAUGGUCAACGAAACUUUUCAGUGAAGGGAAACUGUGUGAGUGAGUUCACAGUUGAGAUAUUUAAUAAAACACUUCAACUCAAGGAUUGCACCUUUUGGUAAGUUUUUUUGAUUUUAGUUUUACAGGUCAGCUGGACAAAAAAGCGGAGAAAUGGCAGCAGCUUGCAACCCAGAAGAAUGCACAGUACCUACUGUGGAACUGGAAAGUGUCACGCAGUCUCCAGAGAGCACCAACUGCAUAGCCUGCACAGAGGACGGCAGGUACCUCUCUCUGGGUCACUGCAGGGGUUUGUCUGUGUGGUGUGCAUCAUCUUUUGUCCGAGUUGCCGAAUGGCUGCAAGAUCAGCUUGAAAUAACCUUCCUGCAGAUGACCAGAAUGGCUAAGAUGACCUAUCUGCUUGGUUCUGUUGAUGAUAUGGGUGUUGCUAGACUCUUCAUAUUUCACUGUGAUGACAUUCAUCUUCUAAGUGUCAUAAAUGCCAUGGAGGAUAUUAACCAUAGAAGUAUUUGUUCAACAUUUGCUCUAUAUGGAAGUGGCCAUUUUGGAGCAGCAUCAAUCAGCUGUAAUGGUGCCUCUUGGCUCGAGGUCUAUCAGUUACCUGUAGCAGUGUGGCUGGCAGAAUUAGAGACUGUGUCGGCACGAGAACAGGAUCCAAAUGUAACUGAAAGUGUUGAUGUGAAAUGGUCUUCAGUUGAGGUGCUGAUUAAAAUCACUCCACCCCAUCUUCCAGCCGGAAAUUCACAAGGUGGCGCUCUUGGAGCAGAUCUUUUAAAACACUGUUUGGUUGUGGAUGAAAUACGAAGCAGCAGCUGUCUUGAUGCAGAUGCAGGAACAACAGACACUUCUAGAAGUCCAAGGUUGAAUGAUAUCUCUUUCAGGUGGUGUACUCAUCACUUCCUCCUCAGUUGUGAUCCAUUUUCUGGCCAACCUUUGCAGUCAGAGCUGCCUGUUGCUGUUGCUGUGUGGUGGAGUGGCAGCCAUAAUCUCCUUCAGUAUUCACUUCAAAAGGUUUCAAUUAAAAAAGCAGCAGAGGCAGCUCCCACGCCGGAUUCUUUGUGGCCAAACGCAAACAGAAUCAUCUGCUCGGCUGUGAGCAGACGCACAAGAUACAUCGCUCUGGGGCUGGAUGAUGCUUUGGUGUGUGUCUGGGACAGGAGGACCGGUGCACCACUCUCCAUCAUCUCUCUGCCAAAAUACAGCUCCCUCCUCAGGAUGGAGUAUUUAGAUUGUUGGCCUGAGCUGCUUCAUCCCUCUCAGACUCCAGCUGCAGAAGUGGUCCAUCUUUUGGUGAUGAGUAAAGGUGGAGAACUCUACAUGAUCAGAGCAGAACGAGGAACCCAUACCUGCACCACACAACUGAGUGAAAGACCAAAUGAUAGCAGAGAUCUACCAUCAGUUACCAUCUCAAUGCCGUUCCUGCCAGGCAUAUUGCUCAUAAUACAAAGAAAUGGAAAAAUGUUCCUUCAAGAUGUCAUCAACAAAACCGCGGUGUGCUUCUUGACUCCUCCCACUCCUUAUCAGUUUUCUUCUGCCUGCAAUCCUGUGUUUGUUCUGGAUCCCCAACUCCAAGCUUUGUUCAUACGAGGUGACCUGGAAAACAACGGCAGCCAUUCUUUGAAAGAGGCUAUCCAGAGCCGCCUCUUUGUUUUCCGUUUUGGACAGUGCUGCAUCAUUGAGCAGCGAAUAGUUUCACAUCCAGCCUCUUCACAAAGACAGAACGCAGAGAGCCAUGGAACUCCAGAGGAAGCAUGCAGUCUCUACCUGCAGCAAAGACUGCUGUCUCUGGAUGAAAGGAAUAAGGCUUUGGAACAGACAUUUGAGAGGCUGCACAAAACCGCACAGAUGAUUGAACAAAGACAGCAGAACUACAACAAGCUGAGGAAGAAAAAAUGACAGUUCUCCCGUGUUUUGCAGCACUUAUUUGCCCAUUUUCAUCAUCAAAAGCUUAAUUUGUUGCUGAGGUUUCUUACCGUAUAUCUUGAAUUUCUUUAAAAUCCUUUCCUCUUAUUUUUUAAGGCACAACCCUGUUUUUCCAUUGUGGUUGACCAGCUGUUUGAGCAAAAAGAGCAGAAUACACAGAGCUCUUCACACUUUGCAUGGUUUUGCAGCGUGAGCACUAUGCAAAUGAUUUUGCUGCAGUAUAGAUUUGUCAGGAAGGACACGUACCUCAGCAGACCUGUAAUAAAAGGCAAGAAAGCACUUUGAGGGAUGGAAAAAACCUAAUAUGUGAAUACACCUACUUUUUUAAUACUACGUUUAUCUUCUUUGCUAUAAAGGGUUGAAAGUGUGUGUGUGUGUGUGUGUGUGUGUGUGUGUGUGUGUGUGUGUGUGGAAGUUUUGAUGGAUAGGCAUAGCAAAAAGUUUUCAUGUCUGUAUGUUGAAUCAUUUGGGUGUUCUGAGGAAAUAGCUGACCCAUCUCCUUUUUUCCCUUGUAUUUAAUUAAUGUUCUUGCAGCAAAACUUGACAUGAAAGUUGUACCUGUAAAUAAUUGCAUCUAUUACUUUAAACAAAUUACUUUUUCUUUUUAUAAUUUAAUUAAAUAGAUGAGAAGCUGGCUAAAA
Messenger RNA from Oryzias latipes (Japanese medaka), 2731 nucleotides. The record is from RefSeq and is a predicted model, not a curated record. NCBI's taxonomy places the organism in Eukaryota, Metazoa, Chordata, Actinopteri, Beloniformes, Adrianichthyidae.